This is a messenger RNA of Nothobranchius furzeri (turquoise killifish), 3319 nucleotides long. RefSeq names its product cationic amino acid transporter 2. Gene Ontology annotation, molecular function: L-lysine transmembrane transporter activity; L-ornithine transmembrane transporter activity; L-arginine transmembrane transporter activity. Gene Ontology annotation, biological process: L-ornithine transmembrane transport; L-arginine import across plasma membrane. Gene Ontology annotation, cellular component: plasma membrane. NCBI's taxonomy places the organism in Eukaryota, Metazoa, Chordata, Actinopteri, Cyprinodontiformes, Nothobranchiidae. The record is from RefSeq and is a predicted model, not a curated record.
CCACCCUCCACCCCCGUCCUCCGGUGCAGCUGGAGGAUGCGCUCAGCAGUGCGCAUAUCGGCGGACAUGCACCUGCACAUGCACGAACCCGGGCCCUGCACCCGGACGGAGACUCGGCUGUCUCCGGACUGAUGCUCUGGUCGGUGGGAUACGGGCGGUGCGGGAUGGGCGUGGGCGCGAGGCAGAACCAGAACCAUGUCAUUUCACGGCCAUUGUCCGGACGGUUGGGGGGAUCGAGCAGAUUUCCUGGGCUGAUCGGGGAUCGGUGUGUCUUGUUCUCUCUAAUCCAUUAACGCUGCACUUUCCUUCCCCACCGGGAGCUCGGAGCCAUGGAGAAGUCCAAAAGCGCCGAGUGUCCGGCGGAGGACGUCUCAAAGAUCCCGGAUGAGGAGCUGCUGAGGCGGAGUAAAGAGGAUCUGGUUCGGCGGCUCCGGAGGGCGGAGGCAGAGCGGAGGAGCGUGAUCCUGGAGCACGGAAACUUAAUGCGGGAGGUGAACCGGAGACUGCAGCUGCACCUGGACGAGAUCCGGAGCCUGAAGGACGUGAACCAGAAACUGCAGGAGGACAACCAGGAGCUGCGGGACCUGUGCUGCUUUCUAGAUGAUGACCGUCAGAAGGGGAAGCGGGUUUCCAGGGAGUGGCAGCGUUUGGGUCGGGUCAGCGCCAGUCUGAUGAGGAAGGAGGUGUCUGUUUACCUGCAAAAGCUCAAGGAGCUGGAGCAGCGGCAGCUGGAGGUCAUCCAAGAAAACCUGGAGCUGAGGGAGGUGUGUCUGAUGCUGGAGGAGGAGCAUGCCAGGGGGGGAGGUGGGGGAGACCUCGGCUGCAGGAGCUCCAUAGACAGCUUGAACCAGCUUGGGGGAGGUGGGCCCACUCCCGGCCUGCUGAGGGAUGUGGGUGAUGGGAGCAGUACCUCCAGCGCUGGGAGCACGAACAGCCCUGAUACCCAGAAACCCCCUCCUCUCGGCUCUUGCACCAGCCCAGCAUCUGGAGCCGGGUCCAGGUAUGCUUCCGAUCAGAACAGAGAUGCAUGUGACCCCAUCGGGAAGAAGCACAGCUCCACUCUGGAAUACCACACCUUCCCACAGUCCUGCUGCCUCCGAGGGGGCUCCCUCACACACCUGGACCCCCACAGCCCUGAUAAACCUUUGAACAGGUCGACCCGUGACCCUCCUCCCAAAACCUGCAGCUCUAACCUACUCGCUCAGAAACAGCGGCUGGUGUCAGGACCACACGAGAAGGGCUCUGCUAAGUCCAGUCCAGAACUGAGUCCGAGGCAGAAGCACGGUAGCAUGGUGGGGGCUUGCUGUGAGAGUCCAGAGUCCAAGCAGCCGGUACCAAGGACCCCGGACCUGCUGAGGAAGGGUCAGGCCGUGCUUGGAAGUCCUGAAUGUAUGCACCACCAUUACCAUCAGCACAGCCCGAGAACGGACCACAAGGGGAGGACCAAGAAGGACGGGGGACAGAGGAGGGCCGUGGGAGAGGACAUGACCCCCCACCACCAGAGUCUGUACACCGCUCUGGUUUCUGCUGGCUGCUGCACUGGUUCCUGUCGGAGUGUGAAGCUUUGGGACAGCUUUGAUGCUUCCUGACCAGGAAACACCUCUUGAUGCUGAUGUGACACCCUUUCAGCCCCACCCACUACCACGACAGCCUCCAUCACCAUCAGCCAUCACAAACUGCCACUUCCAUCUCCACCACCCGGCAUCAGAAUGAGCAGACAGGUGAAACCCACAUCCUGCCCUAUUAGCUGCUGUUGCUACUGCUGCUAUGCAUCUCAACCAGGAACCCUGAAAGUCAGCAACCCCGGGUCUGGCCCAAACGAAGGGCCUGACUGAAGGUCUCUGACCACUCAGAGUUGCCAGUAAUGUAAUCCUACCUCUGACAGAUGGAAGUGCUGCAAAUGAAAGGAAGCUCACAACCAGGAACACCUGGAACAGAUGAUGAUACCAGCAAUUCAGGGUCGUUCCCAACAUUUACUGCAGUUUAAUAACUUCAGAUUUUGGUGACUGUGGUGUUUAAUUACAGCAUUUAUAUCAGAUCUAAAGUUAUUUAUGCUGUUUUAAAUGAUAAAACCACAAAAAUAUGAUGGGAUUUAAAGACCAAGUUCACUGACAAAUCGUUUUUUACUUGUUAAUUUUGAAACCCUGGAAUAGUCUCCUACACCUACCUCCUGCAUUAGCUUCUGAUAGAAAACAGACGGUGAAACUCAAGCAUUAGAAAAUCCUGACAGAUCUACGUCACACUGUCACUAACAUUCAUGGAUUCACCCAUCUUGGCUCACGACGGGGAAGGCUGUUGUUGGUUUAGCGUCCAGGAAACAGCAGAGAACGUCUGGGCUAGUAGAAGCUAACAGUUAGCAUUAGCAACUCCACCACACAGCAGAACUCCUCCAGGCUUGUGCUAUUUGUGGAGAUAAAACAUCAACGUUUCAGAGCGGUGAUAGAGCUGUGUUGCUGUUAGCCAAUCAGAGGAGAGAUGCCCACACAUCAGGAAAUUGGUCUCCAAAUCCUGUCGUCCUCUGCUUUGACUAACUUCUACUUCCUGAAACAGGAGUGCCAGAGCUGUUUUCCCUCAGAGAUUGACUCACACGACAUUCAUUUCUACCAGAGACCACUCCAGGUGUGUUGAACUUGGUCUUUAAAUGCUUGAAAGUUUCCCUCAAACCAGUUUUACGAAAGUAACAAAUUUGUGAUUCAAAGGAGGAAUUGAAGUUUCUUUUGAGCAUAAAUGAACUGUUUACUUACGUCACUUCUUGAAUGUGUCUGAAAAGUGCAUUUGACUUUGAUAAAGCUUAAAGUGCCCGAAUUUUAAGGGAAGUUUGUCUGAGAGUGGACACCACAGACUGAGAGCCGUGGAAGAGCUGAAGCAUCAAACAAAAAUCUUUAAAUCUCUGCUCCUACAGAGACACACGGGUUUAUUGUUGAAGGUCAAACUGGAAGUUCAGGAAAAACGGAUGAUCCGGUGUGUGAAUUCCCCUCUGGAUAACGUGAUCGGGAGCAUCUGUUAACGGGAUGUUUGGAUGUGAAAAGAUUUAAUGCUUGAGAUGAAACAAACACAACGUUAUUAAUAUAUACAAGCAGAUGUUUCUCCUCUGUGGACGUGAGAAAUCCCUCUCAUCAUGUGAGUUUUUGCUCAGAUUUGAUGAAACAAGUAGAAACUCUACAAUGUCAUGAAAUACCUAUAUGUUUCUAAAGGUAGUCCAGCAGCCUGAUCGUAUACCUAAUGACUGCUUCUUGGUAUUAUAAAAGUAAUAAUUAUAUCCACAGAUUUAUGUAACCCUAGCCCAAGAUAAACUAAUAAAGUCUCUUUAAGUGAAGAA